UCUCUCUUAACGGGGCGUCCCGGCGGGGCUCGCGGCGCCCGCCUGCAGCCCGCCUCCCCGUGCGGCACUUCCGGACCCCGCCGUCGCCCUUUUAAGAGGCAGCCCCCAGCAGCGCCCUCUCCCGCCCCUUGUUGCCGGCGCGAGAGGUGGGGGAGCCGGGCAGGAGAGGAGAUUGCUGUCCGCGCGGCCACUGGAGACCGGGCGGCCGGGCAGGCGGCGGCGGCGGCGGAUGGGGACUCGGAGCCGGACGACUGUGGCGGCUGUGGCUGUGGCGGCGGCGGGGAAGCAGCUGACGGGCCGGCGGCGGCGGCGGCGCUGGCGGCGGUGACUGGUCCAGGCCCCGGCGGCGGCUGCAGCGACGCGGUGGCGGGCUGCGGGCUGGCGGCGUGAGGAGCGGCGGCGGAGAGCCGAGUGGCCGGGAACCGAGGGCACCGGGCCGCCCCUUGCCCAGUCCUUGCAGGCCGCCAGGCCCCCUCCAGCCGGGGCCGUGGAGCACCGGGGCAAAGGCCGGGGCCCUCCCAUGAAGGAGCGCGACGCGGCCCCGGCCGAGCGGGGCAAGCCGGCCACCUACACCGGGGACAAGAAGGCGAAGAUGGCGGCCAAGACCAACAAGAAGUGGGUCCGACUCGCCACCGUGUUCGCUUACGUGCUCUCCGUGUCGCUGGCCGCCAUCGUGCUCGCCGUCUACUACAGCCUCAUCUGGCAGCCGGUGGGCGCCGGGACCUCGGGAGGAGCCGCCGGCCCGCCCCCCGGCGGCUCCAACGCCACCGGCCCGUCCGGGACUUCAGGGGCGGCGGCUGCGGCGGGGCCCAACACCACGGGGUCGUCCCGCCGCGAGGCGCCGCGCGACGCGCCCCCGCUACAGGCGGCGCAGCCCGUGUCUCCUGAGCCUUCUGCCGACAGCCCCCUGGCCGGGCCGCUGGAGCAGCCGCAGGGGGCCGAGGAGGACGAGAAGGAAGCGGCGGCGGCGCCCGGGAGUCGUUGAACCCCUCCGUGCCAGGGGUGGCCGGAAACCAUCCUCCCCAAGCCCGGAGGCAGGACUUUGCAGCAGGACCGGGCGGGGAGCCCGCGGGAGUGACCCCCACGGGAGUGAACGCCUCCCUUCCCCCGACGAUCGCGCGCUCGCCGCAGGGAAUCCUUUGAACUUGCAAGAGAACAUCUGGGAGUCCAAUCCCCUGUCCCCAUCCUGACCCCUGCAUUCUGGACUGUUUAAUCCACUUUGGGAUGGAUCAGAGUCUAGAGAAACCACUCGUGGGUCCAGCUGCUGGUCUCCUGACUCUAACGCCUUCACUGGAAUUGGGACAUUAGCUCCAGCUCUAGCUGUGAGCGUGACCAGAGACAUUAUUUAUAAUUCAGCCAUUUAAGAUAUACCUGUACUCAAAAAGUCCUGUAUAUUUUUUAAAAGUUUUAUUUUUCAGGUGAACAAAAAUACAUUCUAA
Kogia breviceps (pygmy sperm whale) is the source of this 1439-nucleotide messenger RNA. The record is from RefSeq and is a predicted model, not a curated record. Lineage: Eukaryota; Metazoa; Chordata; Mammalia; Artiodactyla; Physeteridae.